AAGUCGAAGCAGUCGACACAACAUUACAGCAAAUCGUUAAUACGUCUUCGUUCGAGUACCUGAAAUAACAACAAUAAGAUGGGUCUGCUUGCUAUUUUACGGAAAUUACGAUCAAAUCCUGAUAAAGAAUUACGAUUGUUAUUGUUGGGCCUCGACAAUGCUGGAAAGACAACUAUCUUGAAAUCUUUGGCCAGUGAGGAUAUCACGCAGGUUACUCCAACACAAGGUUUUAAUAUAAAAAGUGUCCAAAGUGAAGGUUUUAAAUUGAAUGUUUGGGACAUUGGUGGGGCUCGAAAAAUUCGACCUUAUUGGCGCAACUACUUCGAGAACACGGAUGUACUUAUUUACGUAGUUGAUAGUGCGGAUAUUAAGAGACUGGAAGAAACAGGACAGGAAUUAUCGGAGCUUCUGCUGGAGGAGAAGUUGCGUGGAGUACCAUUGUUAGUAUAUGCAAAUAAACAAGAUCUAGGACACGCUGUGACAGCGGCUGAAAUAGCGGAGGGACUCGGUUUACACAAUAUCAAGGAUCGAGAUUGGCAGAUACAAUCGUGCAUCGCCAUCGAGGGCAAGGGUGUGAAAGAGGGUUUAGAAUGGGCGUGCAAGAACAUCAAGAGGAAGUAAUAAGCACGCCGGAAGAAAAACGACACGUACACAUUAGGGCGCACAGAAGAAAGCAGACUUACACCAUCUCCAUUUCACACACAUGAUCUUUAUUUAUCUUUUAUCUACUAUUUACAAAAAAAUAUUACUGAGAACACUGUUGUUUGUGGAUUCGCUAUGAGCGUUUGAAUACCGCAGCUUGAGCUCUUACGAACCCGUUGUCGCGUAAUCGAACGUACCCACGUCGGACUUCCGUUCCACGUUGGAACGAGCUGCUCGUCAUCAGUUCCGGACUCGAGAAAGAUUCUAUUUUUUUCACAUGAAAGGAAGAGUCGCCGUCCAGCCGUAACAGCGAGCGUUAUUUUUGCA
Molecule: messenger RNA, 969 nt
Organism: Camponotus floridanus (Florida carpenter ant)
Lineage: Eukaryota; Metazoa; Arthropoda; Insecta; Hymenoptera; Formicidae
Product: ADP-ribosylation factor-like protein 3
Exons: 5
Coding region: 79-621 (180 amino acids)
Biological process (GO): cilium assembly
Cellular component (GO): microtubule cytoskeleton; cytoplasm
Molecular function (GO): GTPase activity; GTP binding
Source: RefSeq, a predicted model, not a curated record